CAUGAGUUCAAAUGCAACUGCUGAGAGAUUAAAGCAUGUUUAAGAAUUGAGGAAAGCUCACUUUUACUUUGGAUUUGAUGAAGACACAAAUAAUCAAUCCGUAGCAAAGCAACCUAUACCAAUGUAGAAAACAGCUAAAGUGAGACCUAUGACAUCUGUUGUAGAGAAGGAUUAAAAGUUACAAUAACAAUAGCCACAAUAGCCUAUAUAACCUCCAAAAUUACAAUAAAAUCAUUUUCAUUUGGGAGAUGACAAACCUAAAUUAGAAUCCAUAUAAAAAUCUGACUAUUAAAGACCUUAAAGUGCAGCUAUAGCUAAAUUAAGUGAUGAAACCAAGAAAGAUUUGAGAUCUCAUCAUUUCUAAUUAGGUUAUCAUGAUAUCAAUAAGCCAACUGAAUAUGAAUAAAAUUUUGGAGAUUAAGGCAAAAACAAUGUUAAGAAGGCAGAUAAUGCAGAUUUACGUAAACAUCAUCAUGAUUUUGGUGAUACAAAUAAUUAUUACUCUUCUAUGUAUGAUACUGUGCAUAAUAAACAAUAUGAUAAGGCUUUAUUAGGAUAAGGAUACUCAAAAGAAAGAAUGGCAGAAAUGAAUGUUCAAUUAAGAAAAACUAAUUUAGUUAUGGGAAGAGAUGGUAAUGGUUAUACAACCUAGAAUUAAGCUAUAUAUGGGAAACCAUAAUUAUAAGUGAAUAAUUUUCAAGAUAAGACCUAACAAUUAGUUAGAAAUACACAUAUAACUAUGGGUACAGAUAGAGUUGAAUAUACAAGUUAAGCUAAGGCUUCUCAUGUAGGAAAUUAAGGUGAUAGAUCUAUAUUAAAUGAGGCAUAAUUAAAAGAUUUAAGAGCAACACAUUUCUAAGUAGGAAAUGAUUAAGCUGUUAAUUAUUAAUCAGCAUAUAGAUCUUAAUUCUCAGAUAGAAAAGGAUAAUAAGAAUAAGUAAGGAAUCCUUAAUUUCAAUAAAAUAAUUUUGAUCUUAAAGAUGAAGUUGUAAAACCUACAAUUUAAGAACAUUAUAAAAGCACAUAUAAUCAAUAAUUUAAUGGAUAAAAGGCUNAUAACAUGAGUUCAAAUGCAACUGCUGAGAGAUUAAAGCAUGUUUAAGAAUUGAGGAAAGCUCACUUUUACUUUGGAUUUGAUGAAGACACAAAUAAUCAAUCCGUAGCAAAGCAACCUAUACCAAUGUAGAAAACAGCUAAAGUGAGACCUAUGACAUCUGUUGUAGAGAAGGAUUAAAAGUUACAAUAACAAUAGCCACAAUAGCCUAUAUAACCUCCAAAAUUACAAUAAAAUCAUUUUCAUUUGGGAGAUGACAAACCUAAAUUAGAAUCCAUAUAAAAAUCUGACUAUUAAAGACCUUAAAGUGCAGCUAUAGCUAAAUUAAGUGAUGAAACCAAGAAAGAUUUGAGAUCUCAUCAUUUCUAAUUAGGUUAUCAUGAUAUCAAUAAGCCAACUGAAUAUGAAUAAAAUUUUGGAGAUUAAGGCAAAAACAAUGUUAAGAAGGCAGAUAAUGCAGAUUUACGUAAACAUCAUCAUGAUUUUGGUGAUACAAAUAAUUAUUACUCUUCUAUGUAUGAUACUGUGCAUAAUAAACAAUAUGAUAAGGCUUUAUUAGGAUAAGGAUACUCAAAAGAAAGAAUGGCAGAAAUGAAUGUUCAAUUAAGAAAAACUCAUUUGGUUAUGGGAAGAGAUGGCAAUGGUUAUAUAACAUAAAAUUAAGCUAUAUAUGGGAAACCAUAAUUAUAAGUGAAUAAUUUUCAAGACAAGACCUAACAAUUAGUUAGAAAUACACAUAUAACUAUGGGUACAGAUAGAGUUGAAUAUACAAGUUAAGCUAAGGCUUCUCAUGUAGGAAAUUAAGGUGAUAGAUCUAUAUUAAAUGAGGCAUAAUUAAAAGAUUUAAGAGCAACACAUUUCUAAGUAGGAAAUGAUUAAGCUGUUAAUUAUCAAUCAGCUUAUAGAUCUUAAUUCUCAGAUAGAAAAGGAUAAUAAGAAUAAGUUAGAAAUCCUUAAUUUCAAUAAAAUAAUUUUGAUCUUAAAGAUGAAGUUGUAAAACCUACAAUUUAAGAACAUUAUAAAAGCACAUAUAAUCAAUAAUUUAAUGGAUAAAAGGCUGAGAAAGUUAAUCCUAUAGUGGAUAAUUCUAAAAAUAUUAUGAUUGGAAAUGAUAAAUUAAGUUAUUAGAGUGAAGCUUAAGCAAGGUUUAGAGAUUUUCAUUCGAAACCAGGAAAAUUGUAAGAAGAAGUCUAAGCAGAGUUAAGAAAACAUCACUUUAAAUUUGGAACUGAUGAAGAUACAACAGAAUCAGUGGCAAAAGCAUAAUUUAAGAAUCCACAUGGAUAACCAGGUAAAAUGGAUGCAGAAAUGAAAAAAGUAAAUUUAUUAUAUAGAUAUCUUAUAGGAUUUAAGAACCCAUCACUUUUAAUUAGGUUAUUGUAGAAAUGAUUAUUAAACUCAUUAAAAAGAAUUUGGAUCAAAAUAAGGACCACCAAAUAAAUUACCUCCAGAGAUGGCUUAAAGAAUUAGAUAGAGUUCAUAUUAGAAUUGA
Messenger RNA from Paramecium pentaurelia, 2546 nucleotides. NCBI's taxonomy places the organism in Eukaryota, Ciliophora, Oligohymenophorea, Peniculida, Parameciidae. The record is from the annotation of a GenBank genome assembly.